AUGACUGACAAUUCCCUGAGUCUGAAUCUGCGGUGUCUUGUUGACGGCGACCGCAUCUCGAAAUCCUUUGAACUGGCCACACCAUCGACGGAGUCUUUUGGUCAACUCAGAACCACCAUCCGUCUCAGCAAGCCUAUCUGGUUUAAAGAUCUGGAAGCGGAGGAUCUCACUCUCUGGAAAGUCACGAUCCCAAUCACAAAAGACAAUGCCGACACUCCUAUCUUGCUCAAAAAUGUCCCCGACAGCGAUAAGGACAAGCUCGGUCCAACAGACGAUGUUAUCGAGUGGUUUCCACAAGUACCAGACAAGAAAACGAUCCAUAUCAUCGUCCAGCGCCCUCCUCCAGUCCAUGCACCUGUCCUUUCUCGAGCCCUGACUCCCCUCCCUGGCUCUCCUUCGUCGCUGUUUGACGACCUCCAUGCUGAUAUCAAAAGGAUCACGGACAGGUUCUUUGCGCCUGGACCAAUUGUCGACUUUCUCGACGCAUUUGUGAAAGGCCAAGGAACACUGCCCGCGACGACUGGUCCCAUUCAAGGUUUGCCAAGCGCAUGGCGACGCGGGUUCGGACGUCCGCCUGACACUCGACCCAGCCUGCUGUUCAUGGAUCUCCCUGACCCAUCCGCACCUGCCUCGGCACCAAAGAAUCUCGCGGCUGGGUCUAUUCUCGACAUGGUCAAGCAAAACGACCGUCCACACAUUCCCGUGUUCGGGGUCUCUGGCUGUGGGAAGACGCGCGCUGUGAUCGAGCUACUGACUCAGCACUGGGGGUUCUACUUCAAUGCUGCCGACGACGACUGGGGAUCAGGCGACAUGAUGACGCUUUUCGAUUCCGUCAGUGGUUACUUGAAGGAUAUCCAGGCAUCCCCCAUCGUCGUGGACCUCGAAUCCAACAAUGCCUUUGUACGGAAGACGAUACUCUUGCUAUUCCUGUCUCGACUGCUCGUCUUCAAGUACUGUCUCGGUGUUCCUGGUUGCGCUGAGACGUUUACAAGCGCGAGGGAUAUAUUCAACACCCUCUUCCGCCAAGUUCUCAAGCUCCUACACCGUGCUGAGAAUGAUCUUGUGGAUUUGGUCGGCGAUGUGCUCGAGGCUGCCAAGGACCGUAUCAUCAAGCACGGGUGCCUGCCGAAGAUCAAUGAUAACACCAAGCUCCUUGUCGUCAACGACGAGGCGCAGUUCCUUGGCGAUCAGUUCAAGGGCUCCUUCAAGUCGGCAUCGGACUCUAAGGAUUCUUUGCGGCCAUUACUUUCCCCAAUGCUACAUGGAUUUCGAAGAGUCGGCGAGGACCGGCUUACGUUGGUCACCUGUGGCACUGGCUUGAGCAUCAAUACCCUUUUCUGGGUUCAGAGCUCUGGCUCAGAGCUGAAGGAUAGCUCGACCCACUUUGAGUACAUGGAGUUCCCCGGAUUUACCGAUCUCGAGUCGAUCAAGGCGUACAUAUCUCGAGUGCGGAGGUGUCUGUUGGAUGACGAAUCAAGGCGGGUCUUUGACGAGCGUCUUCCGCAGGAUGCACUCGACAUGCUUUUCGGCAAGUUUGUGGGUCGCUAUAGGCCAGCAAUCGUGGCCGUUGAGAAAAUCGUGGAGCACAGCGAGCAUGGCUCAUGGAAGGCACUCAUUGAGGACACGGAGGACAAGCUCGUUGCAUGGGAGUACAGGACCAUCAAAGGCAAUCUCUGCCGCGAGCUCAACCGCCUUGACCAAAAGCACAAAGACACGCGCCAUGACAAGUCUGAGAAAACUGUCCUCGACAUUCUCGGCCUCUGCUUGUAUAACCGCUGCUUUCGGGGCGAUCACACGCUCGAGGUCGACAGCGUCAAUGCAUCCUUGGUAGAACAUGCCUUUGGUCGGAUCAAGAUCGUCAACCAUAACGCUGUCACCGUCGUCGACGAGCCCUUUGUUUUCAAGGCAGUGGAGAACUACUUCACUGCGAAUGACCCAGGUUUUCAAACGGCUCUCAGAGAGUUAAUGGAUCGGACGGACGCAGCUGCUCAGGGAAACCUCUUCGAGCGGUACAUGAUGGCCGUUUUCAGCAGGACAUUCAAGUCGCGACGACUCUCUGAUUGGCCGCAUCGGCCCCCGAUCUUGGAGAUGUGCCCUGAUCUUGUCGGUGAGGUGGAGAUUGUUGGCUGGAGAGAACCUGCACUCCUGCAAGGUACUACCCAUGCGAUGAUGUCGAUGGAGGAAUUUAUGGACGCACAUGUCAACCACCAUUCAACUCGAAACAACAAGCUCGUCGCCCCAUUUUUCUUCCCCAAGUCCAAACCAUCAGGACCAGACUUGCUUUUCUUCAUCCGAAUCGACGGUCUCAAGACGGUACCUGUUUUCGUCCAAAUGAAGCUGCAUCAGAGUUCAGCCAAGCUCUACAAGAAGCUCUGGGAAAAGGCACUGGCCACGGCUUCGGCGCCUUGCAUUCAGGACCAUGCCAAAGAUUUCCUGAAUUUCUGCCCUGACAACAUCUACAUCAGCAUGGUCGUAGCCUACCCCAUGGUAUGCGGUGCCAAGUUGCCACCAGCCGUCGAAGUUCCCGAGAAGGACGAGCGUGGCGUGCAGCAGGUCGUGAUACGUGUCAGCGACGUCAACUUUGACCAGAUCUUUCCUAAAGAUCAUGUUGAUUUUAUUGAUAGGCUUAAGAACUCCGGAAAACGAACAGCCGACGACGUUGACAGUGAUGAUGAAGACCGUUCUAAAAAGCUAAGGACAUGA
This is a messenger RNA of Linnemannia hyalina, 2703 nucleotides long. The record is from the annotation of a GenBank genome assembly. NCBI's taxonomy places the organism in Eukaryota, Fungi, Mortierellomycota, Mortierellomycetes, Mortierellales, Mortierellaceae.